This is a messenger RNA of Lactuca virosa, 792 nucleotides long. The record is from the annotation of a GenBank genome assembly. NCBI's taxonomy places the organism in Eukaryota, Viridiplantae, Streptophyta, Magnoliopsida, Asterales, Asteraceae.
CCCUCUUGAUCUCCAAUUUUUUUGACCUAAUCCCCACCCUCCAAAAAUCAACACCAUCGUCCCACCCCAACCCCAAAUCGACUUAUGUUUCAACUCAUUUCUUCCCUUGCUCAUUCUAUGUGCAUACACUCUUCUCACUCCUCUUUCACUUGCAUAGACACACCAUCCCCUAUCCAUCACUCUCUUUACGUCUCUUCUUGUCUGAAUCUUCCUUUUCAGCAGAUUUUGCGACUAGGGCUUGCAAAGUAUCAUGUUUGUAAUUUAGAUUGGAUUUUGAAGAUUGUUGUAAGAGUUUUGGUGUCUUCAGGGCAAAGUCAAAAGACGUGCAUUCCUCCAGCUCUACACUACAUCCCACCAAGAUCAGCUCAUGAAGAUGUCAUUAACGAAGCUCAAAUGCGGGUAUUGUUCCACUCCAUUUGCUAUCGUCAAUCAUUAUCAACAGGUACCCUUUGUCGAGACGUAUUAAGGCAACAUUCUCAAAAUUAUUCUUGUUUCAUCAUCCUUAGUUACAUAAAGGAGGCGAGACAAAAUUAUGGAUUCAUACAAUGUUAUGUUCUUUUCUAAGGGUGACAAAUUUGUUGAUUCAUAUGGUGUCAUGCUCGUUACCACAUGAGCCAUUUGCCUAGAAGAAAAACUCAAGAUGAAUAAUUAUACAAAGUUAGAGGUCAAUCAAGUUUUAUGUUUCUUCCUCAACAAGUAUUGACUUCAAUAGUAUUAUGUUUGGAGUACUAUCACAACAUUUAGGCUUAUUAAUCUUUUUUUUUUGGAGACAAUUGUGUUUUGAGUAGUGAG